Molecule: messenger RNA, 1249 nt
Organism: Rhinichthys klamathensis goyatoka
Lineage: Eukaryota; Metazoa; Chordata; Actinopteri; Cypriniformes; Leuciscidae
Gene: cdc25d
Product: cell division cycle 25 homolog d
Exons: 12
Coding region: 34-1161 (375 amino acids)
Biological process (GO): G2/M transition of mitotic cell cycle; positive regulation of G2/MI transition of meiotic cell cycle; positive regulation of G2/M transition of mitotic cell cycle
Cellular component (GO): cytoplasm; nucleus
Molecular function (GO): protein tyrosine phosphatase activity
Source: RefSeq, a predicted model, not a curated record
AACUUCCACAGGUUAGUUCCGCAGCUCAGAUCGAUGGAGUCAGUGAGGGGCCCGACAGCUGAAGACUGUUCCCCGGUCAGCGAGCUCUCCUUCGGCCUGCAGAACCUCCAGUGUCAGGACGGUCUGAGUCCAAAGAGCUCGGCCCCCUGGAGAAAGCUUGUUUUGACGCCUGAAUGCUCCAGUCCGCCGCGCUACACUCUCUCAAGGGACAUAGAGACGCCGACAGUCUCUGCAGUGAGAAGACAGCGAGCAAGAAGCCUGUCACCCGAGUCCUCUUCAAACACGGCCAUGUGUCAGUGGAGGGAGCGUCCCGACUCUCCUGCCGAUGAAGAGACUGAGCGAGCCUUUAAGCGUCUGCGAGUGCGUCUGUCCAGCAGAUUCUGCUCCGCUGAAGAGGCAGAGUUAGCGGGCAGGAGCCGGAGGCAGUGCCGCAGUGACCCAGAAGAGGACGCCAGUGUCCCGCGACAGACGCACGCGCUCCACCCAACGGCCGUUGAGAGGUUCAGUCAGCUGAGGUCACGGCGGGAAGCCCCGCCCACACACGUCACUCAUGAUGACGUCGCUGACCUCACACUCAUUGGGGACUUCAGUAAGCAACACCUGCUUCCUGUUGAGAGAGCCGGCCAUCGGGAGCUUCACUGUGUCAGCGCACAAACCGUGGCGUCUCUGAUCAGAGGUCAGUUUGGUCCUGCAGUCGAGGACUUCCUCAUCGUCGACUGUCGUUACCCCUACGAGUACCAAGGAGGACACAUUAAGGGCGCAGUGAACCUGUACACAGAGUCUCAGAUCCAGCAGGCGGUUCAUCAGGAUCAUCCGUCCGACUCACUCCCGGAGGACGAGGGGUCAUCGCCACGUAAACUGAUAGUGUUCCACUGCGAGUUCUCAUCGGAACGAGGACCACACCUGUGUCAGUAUCUGAGGAGGCUGGACAGGUGUGUCAAUGCUCAGGUGUAUCCGAACCUGCACUAUCCUGAGCUCUACUUGCUGCUGGGGGGUUACAAACACUUCCAUGCCUCCUAUCCGGAUCUGUGUGAGCCCUGCGGUUACGUGCCCAUGCGUCAGCGCGAGUACCGGGAGCAGCUUCACGGAUUCCGCAGGAGAAGACCCACACGGCAGCGAAGACGACGGCCAAUCAGAAUACAUCAAAGAACGACGCGUUAAAUGUUAUGUAUAUAUAUAUUUAUUUGUAUGAUCUUUCAUGUACAUCUUUCAAGUCAACUACACUGUAGGCCACUUAAUAAAGUAUUUC